Messenger RNA from Lotus japonicus, 1613 nucleotides. RefSeq names its product probable serine/threonine-protein kinase PBL11. The transcript has 7 exons. The record is from RefSeq and is a predicted model, not a curated record. Gene Ontology annotation, molecular function: protein kinase activity; ATP binding. NCBI's taxonomy places the organism in Eukaryota, Viridiplantae, Streptophyta, Magnoliopsida, Fabales, Fabaceae. Gene Ontology annotation, biological process: protein phosphorylation. The coding region runs from base 170 to 1402 and encodes 410 amino acids.
AAACAAAGUGUCCAAAAGUUUCUCUUUCUACCCUUCAUUCAUUCCUGCUUCCACAAUCCCUUCUCAUCAAAACCCAAAUCAUCAAAAGUAAGAAAAGGUUUCUGAAAUCUCAGCUACUCAGUGCACAAUCACUAGGUCUGCCUCAAACCAAGUGGGGGUAAUUUUGUUGAUGGGUGCUUGCUGGAGCAAUAAGAUAAAGGCUGUGAGUCCUUCCAAUACAGGUUUCACUUCUAGAAGUGUCAGCAGGAGUGGCAAUGACACCAGCACAGAUAGCAGGAACUCGUCAGCCUCCAUAUCGGUCACUUCUCGAAGCGAGGGUGAGAUCUUGCAGUCUUCCAAUUUGAAAAGCUUCACCUACAAUGAGCUAAGAGCAGCCACGAGAAAUUUCCGCCCAGAUAGCGUAUUAGGGGAGGGGGGAUUUGGUUCAGUUUUUAAGGGCUGGAUAGAUGAGCAUUCGCUUACUGCUACCAAACCAGGAAUGGGCAGUAUUGUUGCUGUCAAGAGGCUUAACCAAGAAGGAUUCCAGGGUCACAGAGAAUGGUUGGCUGAAAUCAACUAUCUUGGGCAACUUCAGCAUCCUAAUCUUGUCAAGUUAAUAGGGUACUGCUUUGAGGACGAACAUCGGCUUCUGGUUUAUGAAUUUAUGCCUAAGGGUAGCAUGGAGAAUCAUCUGUUCAGAAGAGGUUCUUAUUUUCAGCCAUUCUCUUGGAGUUUGCGAUUGAAAAUAGCCCUUGGGGCUGCAAAGGGUCUUGCUUUUCUCCAUAGUACAGAACCUAAAGUCAUAUACCGUGACUUCAAAACUUCAAAUAUCCUACUUGACACCAAAUAUAGUGCCAAACUUUCUGAUUUUGGGUUGGCCAGGGAUGGGCCAGUUGGUGAUAAAAGCCAUGUCUCAACUAGGGUCAUGGGAACCCGUGGAUAUGCAGCACCGGAGUAUCUAGCAACAGGUCAUCUUACUGCCAACAGUGACGUAUAUAGUUUUGGGGUAGUUCUUCUGGAGAUCAUAUCAGGAAGACGAGCUAUAGACAAGAACCAACCAGCUGGAGAGCAUAACCUGGUUGAAUGGGCCAAGCCUUACCUAUCCAACAAACGGAGAGUUUUCCGGGUGAUGGAUCCGCGUCUGGAAGGACAAUAUUCCCAUAGCCGAGCUCAAGCCGUGGCAGCCCUUGCUAUGCGGUGUCUUGAUGGAGAGCCUAAGUGCAGGCCAGGCAUGGAUGAGGUUGUGAAAGCAUUGGAGCAGCUUCAGGAACCAAAGGACACACAGAAAAAAGGUGCUGAUCCGAAAGGGGACCGCGUUCGAGGUUCCGGCCUCAACCACCAGGCUUCUGGCAAAGGAGGUGCAGAUGCUACUAGAAAGGCCACUGCUUAUCCCAGACCUUCUGCUUCUUUCCUUCAUGCUUGAGAGCAGUUUGUGAUGCAGCAAGAAUGAAGCAGUUAGAUGUGGUUUGAUAUAUAUGUAAGCAAUGUAUAGUUUCUGUAAUUUCUAUGUUGUAUUUUGAGAUACACUAGAAAUUCUUUUCUUGUGGUCCAUGGUGUUCAUUGCUUUUGAAGUUUGAACGCUAUAUAAAACUGCAGCAUUAGAUAUAUGGAUAAUGUGCUACCUUUCUUUUUAA